Molecule: messenger RNA, 477 nt
Organism: Gracilinanus agilis (Agile Gracile Mouse Opossum)
Lineage: Eukaryota; Metazoa; Chordata; Mammalia; Didelphimorphia; Didelphidae
Product: 40S ribosomal protein S11-like
Exons: 1
Coding region: 1-477 (158 amino acids)
Biological process (GO): translation
Cellular component (GO): ribosome; cytosolic small ribosomal subunit
Molecular function (GO): structural constituent of ribosome
Source: RefSeq, a predicted model, not a curated record
AUGGCGGACAUCCAGACAGAGCGUGCCUACCAGAAGCAGUUGACCCUCUUCCAGAACAAGAAGCGGGUGCUGCUGGGGGACACAGCCAAGGAGAAGCUGCCCCGCUACUACAAGAACAUCGGCCUGGGCUUCAAGACACCCAAGAAGGCCAUCGAGGGCACCAACAUCGACAAGAAGUGCCCCUUCACCGGGAACGCGUCCAUCCGCAGCAAGAUCCCUUCUGGCGUGGUGACCAAGAUGAAGAGGCAGAGGAGCGUCGUCAGCCGCCCAGACUACCUGCACCACAUCCGCAAGUAUAACCGCUUUGAGAAGCGCCACAAGAACAGGUCGGUGCACCUGUGCUCCUGCUUCCCAAACGUCCAGAUCGGAGACAUCAUCACUGUGGGAGAGUGCUGGCCUCUCAGAAAGACCGUGAGGUUCAACGUGCUGAAGGUCACCAAGGCAGCAGGGACCAAGAAACAGUUCCAGAAGUUCUAA